This is a messenger RNA of Schistocerca gregaria, 2681 nucleotides long. It is a transcript of the gene Mon1, whose product is annotated as vacuolar fusion protein MON1 homolog A. The transcript is spliced from 8 exons. Gene Ontology annotation, biological process: protein targeting to vacuole; endosome to lysosome transport via multivesicular body sorting pathway. The record is from RefSeq and is a predicted model, not a curated record. NCBI's taxonomy places the organism in Eukaryota, Metazoa, Arthropoda, Insecta, Orthoptera, Acrididae. Bases 197 to 1816 code for a protein of 539 amino acids.
CCUGUGUGAACGGUAGCUCUCAGCGCCCUCCAGAAUGACUUUACUUGUGGCGAUACUUUCGUUGCGUGUGUGAGUGAACCCGGCUUCAGAUGCGUCGCCACGACGCUGGCUAUCGACUUGAUACCAGACAUAUUAGAGCUCACCCGUUUGUCUAUUUAGUGUGUAUACUGCGCUCGAAGUGCUUUGCUGCUAAGUAAUGGCGUCAAGUGUAAAUGAAGUGGAAAGUAAACAGUUGCUUUCCGAAACGAACGAAGAUCCUGAUGUCGUCGCUGACUUUGAACCAGGGGCAUGCAAAGAAAGCAUGCUCGUCACAACAGAUUCUUUUGAAGAACUGGAACAGGAAAUGGACUCUAGUUUUGAUGACAGACAGAUGAAGGAAAGUACUACUAGUACUAUUAGCGAAAUUCAAGAGGAACUGCAUGACACAACUGUUCCGGAAGAUUCAGCAUCUGAUGAUGACAAGCUUAAAAAUGAUGUGGAGGAAUUAGCCUCACAACUAAGUGAAGCAAGUUUGACUUCAAAUGAAGAGGGUACAACAGCCGCUACUCCAGUUGGUUCUGUGCCAGAAGAAGAAUAUUGGAACAACACUGAAUGGAAGGCAAAAAAGAAACAUGUAUUCAUUCUAAGUACAGCUGGUAAACCUAUAUAUUCAAGAUAUGGCAGUGAAGAUAAACUGGUGACUAUAUUUGGUGUAAUGCAAGCACUUGUUUCAUUUGUACAAGCAAAUCAAGACACCAUACGUUCAAUACAUGCAGGAAAAACUAAGUUUGUCUUCCUUUUAAAAGGGCCAAUAAUACUGGUCUCUGUUUCUCGUACAGAAGAAAAUGUCUCCCAGCUUGUUCUGCAGCUUACGUAUGUAUAUAACCAAAUUGUCAGUGUGCUGACUUCUUCACAGUUAACAAGAAUUUAUGAACAGAGGCGGAACUAUGAUCUCCGCCGACUGCUGGCUGGUGCAGAAAGAUUGAUUGACCACCUUUUAAACUUUAUGGAACGUGAGCCAGCAUUUCUUUUGGGUGCUGUCAAGUGCCUACCACUAGCUGCAUCUGUAAGAGAUGCUGUUACACAAACUAUUAUUCAGAUAUGUGGAAAAAUAAAGAAUUUGGUUUUUGCUAUACUGCUGGCCAACAACCAACUUAUAACUCUAGUCCGCAUGAAGAAGUACUUCAUUCAUCCUGCUGACCUUCACCUGAUAUUCAACUUAGUAAAUUCUUCAGAAUCAUUUAAGGCAGCUGAGAGCUGGACUCCAAUUUGCCUCCCCAAGUUUGAUUCAACUGGUUUUCUGCAUGGUCAUGUGUCAUACCUAGCAGAAGACUGUCAGGCCUGUCUGUUACUCCUCACUGUUGACAGAGAUGUAUUUUUUACAUUAUCAGAAGCAAAACAAAAAGUAGUUGAGAAAUUGCGUCGAGGUAACUGUCUGGAAGCAAUCAAUGAGUCACUCUCACGGCCAACAUUGACUGUGUCCCAAGUUGGAGUUGCAGACAUGCGCCACUUCUUAUACAAGUGCCGAUCGACUGCACAGUUUUGGAGCCCAGCAAUGGAAGCACCGUACAACUCACCAGAGGAAGCAGAGCGUCUACUUGGUCUUUACCAGGCUCUUCAUCAACGACUACACUCUGCAAGUCGACCGCUCAAGCUGCUUCAUCAGCAGCUUGAGAGAGAGACAAUGCUUGGAUGGGUUACUACAGGGUUCGAGCUCUACAUAACAUUUGAACCAUUGGUUACGAAGCUCAGUGCAAUUAAUGCAGUCAAUAAACUUCUGCGUUGGAUUAAGAAAGAAGAGGAACGCCUGUUUAUAUUAAAUGCACCAACCUUCUAAUUAAGUAUUUGUGUAUUACUUACGAAGCUGUGAGUUUGAAUGCUACCACCUUAAAAAUGGACUGUUUCUAAAGCCAGUUAUGUUGCCCUGUCCAAAAAAUUGAAUUAUUCCUGUAAUUCUGGCCUUUCUUUCGGCUUUACAGCAAUAACAUAAUAUAAAGAUUUUGUUGACAUUGAUGUCUUUGGAUCGGGUGUCAUCUCUUCUCUGUUAAAAUAUAUGAGACAUUCAAGAACACAAAACAGACCAAACGUAACAAGCUAAAUAGUCGACUUGAAAACAAUAUAAACUGUAUUAAUAUAGGUAAAUUAGACAUUCUCUUUUGAAUGAGAUGAUGAUUGUUGGUGCCUUUUUGGAAAUAGCAUAGUUUCAUCAAAAGUUACACAAGAAAUGCUAAAUACAAAACAAAUUGAUUUGCAGAAAAGACGAUUAUCUCCAGUUCACAAAAUCCAUAAUUCUUGCAUAAUGAUGAUAUGCAGUAGCAAACAUAGUCAGGUAUUUCUGCUUUUUGAAUGAGAAGGAAAGAAGAGAGAACGAUGUUUGAAUCUCCUUUAUAAUAUCAUUCAUUUGGGGAUACUGUGACAUAUAUUGCUUAUUUGUGUACAUAUAUGAUUGAUCGUAAUCAUAAUUCAGUCUGUUUUGUUAUAUAUACUGUGGAAUGCUGUAAUGAGCAGAAUACUUAUGUACAUGAUGAAAAACUGUUCUCUUUUUUGUAAGAGUUGUUAUAAAUUACAGUAUCUGAGUGGUGGAGAAUUUUUAGUGUGUAUGAUCACUUCAUUUUGCAACUUCUCGGAUACUGUUACAGACCUUGGCUACUGUGUAGCCUCAGUGUAUAUUGUUCAUUGUAAUAAAACAUUCCAGUACCUAA